AUGAUAAGUUCAGAGCAGCCAAAAAAAGAAAAUUGGUGCAAUCACAGUGACCUUAAGCCAAUUAAUGUAUUGGAAUACCCAGAUCAGGCAUCAAAAAUUAUCUGGGACGUCAAUUCAAAUAAUAUUAUACAAAUAUCUUCACAAAUUAUCGAAUUAAUAACAACCCAUAAAAUAACUAUCCAAAUGGCGCUUCAUUUGAUUGAUAUUUUUUCACAAAUUCGUGUUAAAGAAAUUAAAUUAUUUUCAGAACUUUACCAAAAGAUAUCAAACGCAUUUUCAUGCAUUAAAGAACCAGAAAAUAAGAAAUUGGCGAUGCUUCUACAUUAUAAAGGUUUCAAAUUUGAAAAUUUCAAACCUAACAUGAAUGAAGAAGAAAUUCUGAAUUUAUAUUUAACAAAUUCUCAUUUAUACUAUAUAGCAUGGGAUAAAUUUGAUGAACUUAAAUCUCAAUUCCCAAAUCUUGAUAUUAAUAAAAGAAUUAAAGAUAUCACACCACUGGAUUGUGCAAUUAAAAAUGGAUCAGAAUUGUGCUUCAAUUACUUGAAAAAUUUAGGAGCUAAAUACACAGAUAACUCCGAAAAAUAUGCUGUUCAAGGCGGAAAUAAUAGCAUUUUUAUGCAAAUGAUAGAAGAUGGUAAAUCAUUUGAUAACAUGAUUAAUACAGCAUUGGAUUAUCGAAACUAUGAAAUUGCUGAGUACCUUAAAUCAAAUUUUGGCCAAACUCCAAAUUCAAUAGCAGAAAGUAUGCAUUUCGGAAAUUAUGAUGUUGCAUCUUAUUUAUUUUCUAAUGGAGAAGACAUUAACAAAAUUUACAUUUUCUUUCUUUUUAUAUUUAUCAAUAUUUUAUAG
Messenger RNA from Trichomonas vaginalis G3, 849 nucleotides. RefSeq names its product protein ubiquitination. Bases 1 to 849 code for a protein of 282 amino acids. The record is from RefSeq and is a predicted model, not a curated record. The transcript has a single exon. Lineage: Eukaryota; Parabasalia; Trichomonadida; Trichomonadidae.